AUGAAUAUUCUAGGAAUAUGCAACUUAGACAUGUUGUUCACAUAUGCAUAUGUUGGUGUGCCUGGGUCUGCUCAUGAUGCAAAGGUUCUAGCAUUGGCUAUGGAAGAUCCUAUUUUUCCGCAUCCACCUUUAGGCAAAUACUUCUUGUUGAUUCAGGGUAUGCUUUACGUCGUGGAUAUCUGGCACCAUAUAGACAAUCUCGGAAAAUGGAGGAUAAUGCAAGAUCGAGCAAGAUAUGACAUUCAAACGACAAGAAAACUUGUGGCAGCAACAAUGACACUGCAUAACUUUGUACGAAAAUCAAGUAUACCAGAUCCUGAUUUUGAAGCAAAUUGGCAGCAAGGGGGCAGCCAUCAAAUAGAUGAAGAGAUUGAAGACCAUGAAGAUGCACAAAUGGUCGAUUCUCGGCAAUACAUGGAAGGCUUUCGAGAUGAGAUUGCAAUGAAUUUAUGGAAUUCUCGUAGAUAA
This is a messenger RNA of Brassica napus (rape), 468 nucleotides long. RefSeq lists its product as uncharacterized. Lineage: Eukaryota; Viridiplantae; Streptophyta; Magnoliopsida; Brassicales; Brassicaceae. The coding region runs from base 1 to 468 and encodes 155 amino acids. The transcript has 2 exons. The record is from RefSeq and is a predicted model, not a curated record.